CGUCUCUCUUUUUUUUUUGGGGGGGGGGGGGGGGUUCAAGUGCCGUGGGUUGGCGAGGUCGAUUUGGUAGCGGGCGUGGUUUCAUGCUUGGGGUUGCUUUGAUUCGGAGUUUCUAUCUGGGGUUCGAUUUGGUCCUGGAAAGGUUCAGAGUUGCUGCGUAUUGGUGUGAAGACUGCCAUUUUGGAUUUGGUUUGGGGGGUAAUUUGUUGGGGAUUUGAUGCUUCUUCUUUUGGAUUCCUUGAACUUUCUUUGUUGUGGAGUAUCAAAUUUUAGUCGCCUUUUAUGCUUGCAUGUUGGUUGGUGGCUGUGGAAAUUGUACUGCUUGUAGAUAAUCCCCUUCCGGGGAGCUGUGUUAGGGAGCAGGGAAGAGUGGAGUGGUUGUGGAACGUAAGAUUUUAGCUGUCCAAGAAUGGCGCAAGGCGCCAAAUUCCCUGGGUUCAUUGGCGCCGUGGGUGGCCAUGACGGCGGUGGCAACUUUGGUGGGAACUUUUGCGACAUGGCGUUCUACCAGAAGCUAGGGGAGGGCUCCAACAUGUCGAUUGAUAGCCUCAACAGCAUGCAGACCAGCAUGCAUGGCGGUUCCAUUGCAAUGUCUGUGGACAACAGCAGUGUUGGGUCCAGUGACUCUCGUACUGGGAUGCUUGGCCAUCCUGGUCUCAAGGGACCUGUCAUUGUGGGCAGUUACUCGGUUGGGAACAGCAUUUUCCGUCCUGGGCGGGUUUCGCAUGCCUUGAGUGAGGAUGCGUUGGCACAGGCUUUGAUGGACAGCAGGUUCCCAACUGAGACGCUCAAGAAUUAUGAGGAGUGGACCAUUGAUUUGGGGAAGCUGCACAUAGGAAUGCCCUUUGCACAAGGUGCCUUUGGGAAGCUCUACAGGGGAACAUACAACGGUAUGGAUGUUGCCAUUAAGCUUUUGGAGCGACCAGAGGCUGACCCUGAGAAAGCUCAAUUGUUGGAGCAGCAAUUUGUGCAAGAAGUUAUGAUGCUUGCAACAUUGAGGCACCCAAAUAUAGUCAAGUUUGUUGGGGCAUGCAGGAAGCCGAUGGUUUGGUGUAUUGUGACAGAGUACGCAAAGGGUGGAUCUCUCAAGAAUUUCUUGAAUAGGAGGCAGAACAGGUCUGUUCCGCUGAAGCUGGCAGUGAAGCAGGCAUUAGAUGUUGCACGUGGCAUGGCCUAUGUUCACGGCCUUGGAUUCAUUCACAGAGAUCUUAAGUCAGACAACCUCCUUAUUUCUGGUGAUAAGUCGAUUAAGAUUGCUGACUUUGGAGUGGCUAGGAUUGAAGUAAAGACUGAGGGGAUGACACCUGAAACAGGAACAUAUCGUUGGAUGGCUCCCGAGAUGAUCCAGCAUAGACCAUACAACCAGAAAGUUGAUGUCUACAGUUUUGGCAUUGUCCUGUGGGAGCUAAUGACUGGGAACGUUCCUUUUGCAAAAAUGACCGCGGUGCAAGCUGCAUUUGCUGUGGUGAACAAGGGUGUCCGUCCAACCAUACCCCAUGACUGCCUCCCCGCCCUCGGGGAGAUCAUGACCAGGUGCUGGGACGCAAACCCUGAAGUGCGUCCUCCAUUCACCGAGGUUGUCAGGAUGCUGGAACAGGUGGAGAUGGAGGUCAUGAACACUGUCCGUAAGGCCCGGUUCCGCUGUUGCAUCUCCCAACCGAUGACUCUAGACUGAGACAGGCAGAAUCCAGGAAAAAAUGAACCUGGAGAGAGGUUGAAUCCUGUGUAUUUAUCAUAUUAAUAGACUUGUGCAUAGAAGCAGAUAGCCCACCUGUGUGUGCGUGCAUACUCAGAACGAGGCCCUUCUGUCUUUGACAUGUUUAUCCUAGAUUACACCUAGCUUCUGUCGUCAUCAGGGUGACUAUUAGAGAUAGCUUUAUCCUUGAUUUGAUGCCCAUCCUUCUGUUGUAACAAGUGCAUGUUCCUGCUGCCCUGUUUGUGUGCUCAUCAUCUUGCGGCGACAUGUGGAAGCUUCGAUGCUUCAAGGUAUAUAAUAUGUAUAAUUAAUUAG
Molecule: messenger RNA, 2011 nt
Organism: Phragmites australis (common reed)
Lineage: Eukaryota; Viridiplantae; Streptophyta; Magnoliopsida; Poales; Poaceae
Product: serine/threonine-protein kinase STY13-like
Exons: 3
Coding region: 410-1675 (421 amino acids)
Biological process (GO): protein phosphorylation
Molecular function (GO): ATP binding; protein kinase activity
Source: RefSeq, a predicted model, not a curated record